Messenger RNA from Bradysia coprophila, 2014 nucleotides. Its product is annotated as 4-pyridoxate dehydrogenase-like. Lineage: Eukaryota; Metazoa; Arthropoda; Insecta; Diptera; Sciaridae. Gene Ontology annotation, molecular function: oxidoreductase activity, acting on CH-OH group of donors; flavin adenine dinucleotide binding. The record is from RefSeq and is a predicted model, not a curated record.
AGUGCGAGUUGGAUUGAAGGAAUUAGAUUGUCGUAGAGAAUUACGUUUGAAGCAAUCAUGAAUUUGGCAGCAUUUCUAUUCAGUACUGUAACAGUACUGAUGCAUGCGUAUAUGGAAAGUGAUAGACAAAGUGAUCUUAGUAAAACCUUAAGCGAAAUUAAAGACGAUAUUAAUUUUCCAAGACCAGAGCGAUUUGAUUUUAUUAUUGUUGGUGGUGGUGCAGCAGGAUGUACUUUAGCUGGCAUGUUAGCAGAACAUUUUACUGUUUUACUACUCGAAAAAGGAGGCAGUGCACCACCGACAGCUCGCAACUUAUUUUUGCAACGUUUUGUAGCUCGUGAUCCCGUGGUUAACGACUUCUUUUAUUCGUCUCCGCAAAGUAAUAUGAGCUUAGGGAAUGGCUGGGGCGGGCAACCUGGUGUCCAUCGAAUGGUCAUUGGAAAGAUGUUGGGUGGCUCCCAAUCACAUAAUGCGUUCAAAUACAGUAGAGGAUCACAACAUGAUUACAAUUAUUAUGCGACUGUGACCGGGGAUGAUUCAUGGUCAUGGGAAAACAUGAAAAAAUAUUUUCUUUCCAUAGAAAAUUUUGAUUCGUCACAGAAAUUUGUUAACGAGUCGAAUCGCGCCCAUAUGGGUACGAGUGGUCCGGUUCUACUUGAUUCGUCUUAUGAGACAAAUGCGGCAGGACUUGUGGAAGCGUGGUUCGAAGCCGGAAGAAAUCUUGGCUAUGAGCCAGGAGAUCCCAACGGUGAAAGACAACAUAUCGGUUUUACUGCAUUACAUCGAACAAUUCGCAAUGGUGAAAGACAAACUGCGUACAAUGCAUUUGUGGAACCAUUAGAAAGAGCCAAUAAUCCUAAUCUUGUAAUAAGGCGGUACUCAUUCGUCGAAGAAAUUCUUUUUAAUUCGUCUACAUCUCUUGUCGCGGAAGGAGUUCGCUAUAAAAGACACGGAUUCGCACAAAUUGCUUUAGCUAGAAGAGAAGUUAUUGUUUCAUCAGGUGCGCACGCUUCACCGCUACUAUUGAUGAGAUCCGGAAUUGGGCCUGCAGAUGUUUUAAAUGAAGCCAAUAUACCCGUACGCGCAAAUCUUGCAGUCGGAAAAAAUUUGAAAGCACACGUCUGUGUGGAACCAUUCUUUACAGUGUGGAAUCCACCUACUGGAGUCUUUCUUAGGAUACAACAAUCAGAGUAUCUCGAUGAACUUGAUACAUAUUUACAGACAGAAAGGACAGGUGCUUUCAGUCAGGCUAAUACAACAGCAGGGAACGCAUUCCUUGUGACUAGCAUAGCCCGCGAGAGAAACGAGUCAGACUGGUCUGACCUACAAAUUGUAAUCACACCUCGAAUACCUUUAGAAGAUGAAACACCAAUAUGGGUAGGACUACCAAUAAUCUUAAAUAGAAUUGAUAGCGUUGGCGAAUUACGAUUCAACACUGCUGCGUAUCAGCAACCAACGUGGGAUGAUUCGGAUUUGGCUAUUGUCGACUACAAAAUGUACUCUGCUCCUAUCGAUAUGGAAAAACAUUUGGAAGGCCUCAAGUUGGGAUUCACACUGCUAGAAGAAACAGAGCCAUUCAAAAGUAUGAAUUUCACUUGGCGCAAUCCACAAUUCCCCGCAUGUGACGAGUUUCCAUACAGAUCCGAUGAUUAUUGGCGGUGUUACAUUCAACACGAUACAAUUUCUUAUUACCAUGAUGUAGGAACUUGUAAAAUGGGCAAUGAUGAUGAAGCUAUUGUGGAUUCAAAAUUCAGAGUGAGAGGUGGAAUUCAAAAAUUGAGAGUAGUCGAUGCUAGCAUUUUUCCGCAACCAAUUAAUUCCAAUAUUCAAGCAUCUGUAAUGGUAAUAGCGGCUAAAGCUAGCGAUGAAAUUAUUCAACAGUACAACGGACAAGGAAGUGGUGCAAAUAUGAAUUUGCUCAAAGGACGCAAUUUCUUUAUUAUUUUGGUAGUGAUAUCGAUUCUGCGUUGGUUAACUGUAUAACUAAAUAAAUUCUAUUUGCCAUAUAAGAGCA